Molecule: messenger RNA, 496 nt
Organism: Tuber aestivum (summer truffle)
Lineage: Eukaryota; Fungi; Ascomycota; Pezizomycetes; Pezizales; Tuberaceae
Source: the annotation of a GenBank genome assembly
UAGAUGGCAUCGCUUAUCUUGCCAGGCGGCGACGCUGCGCGAGCAUGGGGAGGGAGGAGUGGGGUGGAAAGUCAAAGUCAGAAAAAGUCCGUAGUCUAUACGAGUACCGCACUCCAUUAUAGACAGUAUAUGCAUAAUACCAAAGUCCCCCCCCCUCUUUCUCAAUCAGGAUCACUUCUCUCGCCCCCUACCUCCUCCGGGGAACACGGAUUCCCUUCCUGGAUCGGGGAUUUUGCCGGUCGAGGGCUUACUCCUGCCUACAGUCGGAUGGAUGUCACGGACAUUGUGUCACAAGGUAGUGCGGGGGUGAUGACCAUAUGUUUUGUUUUCCCAUUCUCAUUCACUGUUGUGUUUUCAUCUAAUAUACACGUAUGGUAUCACCAGUACUACAUAAUAGCGGCUCACAAAGGGACUAAUUCUUGUGUUUAUUGUGGGACAGCAGAUAAGACCUCACAAUCACCUAGAUGUGUAGUGUAGGACAGCAUAGUACGAGUGC